CCGGAACACUGCGUUCUCUAGCCUGAUACAGCAGCCCUGCAACAGUUUAUAUUUUCGAACGGGGUAUUAUUGAGAAGGAUUGGUUAACAUAUAUCGAUGGCAAUUCAUCAGGGAAUAUGGCUACACAGGUUUAAAGAGACUGAUCAUUUCGUUAAUUAAUUUUUAUCAUUUUAGGAGCAAAUUAAGAAUGCGCGUCAUUGUUAGAAAUUCCGGGACUAGUAGCUAUACAACAGCUGCAAGGCUUUUUCGCUGCCCGCCCCAAAUUCCGAACAUCUACCAUGAUUAAGUAAAGGAGGCGUGGAUUGUGUUUUCUGUUACCUGCUUAAUAAUACCUGCAGCUACACGGAAAGAAUUUAAGAUGUCGUCGAAGUGCAGGGACGCAACUGAUGCCAGGGUCUAGUAAAAAAAAAGCGUAGCACGUCCCCGGUCACAAAUGUGGAGACUGCGCAGAGAGAAGUUUACCUGAGGAAGGUAAAAGCGAGAAGACACAUCACCUAUUUUGCUUUUUUUCUUCUUCUUCACAAAGUGUGGGACAAAACAAACAACUUAUUAGUUCAACUAAUUCCGCGCCCCAAUUUUUGGCUUUCGUUUUUAACGCCUCACUCGGCUCGGAUCAGUCUGCAGUCCACUUGAAAAGCUGUGUGGUUUACCGUGGAUUUUUAAAAUCAAUUUGAUUUCGCACUCGCAUGUUUUAAAGAACUUCAACAUCUGGUGGUUAAGGCGAAUUCCAAAUAUGAAGACACGCGGGACCAAAUUUGCUUCAUGAAGGGCUCGCCUUGAAGCUUCCAAGAACAUGCACAAGCCUUUUCGGCUGUGGAUUCCCAGCGUGUUUUUGUGCUUCAGCGUCAUCUACUUACGACUUGGGGCGCUUUCCUCAGUGGUGGCACUGGGGGCCAACAUCAUCUGCAACAAGAUCCCCGGCCUGGCCCCGCGUCAGCGAGCAAUCUGCCACAGCCGCCCGGACGCCAUCAUCGUCAUCGGCGAGGGCGCCCAGCUGGGCAUCAAUGAGUGCCAGUACCAGUUCCGCUACGGCCGCUGGAACUGCUCCGCCCUGGGCGAGAGGACCGUCUUCGGCCAGGAGCUGCGAGUAGGCAGCCGGGAGGCGGCGUUCACCUACGCCAUCACGGCUGCGGGCGUAGCCCACGCGGUCACAGCCUCCUGUAGCCAGGGCAACCUCAGCAACUGUGGGUGUGACCGCGAGAAGCAGGGCUUCUAUAACCAGGAGGAGGGCUGGAAGUGGGGAGGCUGCUCGGCGGACGUCAAGUAUGGCGUCGAGUUCUCCCGAAGGUUCGUAGACGCCCGCGAGAUCAAAAAAAGCGCAAGGCGGCUGAUGAACCUACAUAACAAUGAGGCAGGAAGAAAGGUGUUGGAGGAGAGGAUGAAGCUGGAGUGCAAGUGUCAUGGCGUCUCGGGGUCCUGCACCACCAAGACGUGCUGGACCACCCUGCCCAAGUUCCGGGAGAUCGGCUACAUCCUGAAGGAGAAGUACAACGAGGCGGUGCACGUGGAGGCGGUGCCGGCCAAUCGCCUGAGGCUGCCCACCUUCCUCAAGGUGAAGAAGGUGCAGAGCUACCGCAAGCCCGUGGACACCGACCUGGUCUACAUCGAGCGGUCGCCCAACUACUGCGAGGAGGACCGGUCCACGGGGAGCGUGGGGACGCAGGGGAGGCUGUGCAACCGGACCUCGCCCCACGCGGACGGCUGUGACCUCAUGUGCUGCGGGCGGGGCUACAACACGCACCAGUACACCCGGGUGUGGCAGUGCAACUGCAAGUUCCAGUGGUGCUGCUUCGUCAGGUGCAACACCUGCAGCGAGAGGACGGAGGUGUUCACCUGCAAGUGAGGCCCGAGAGUGGGACUGACAGACCAGCCAACAGACAGACAGAGGGACCCUGGAGAGAGCAGUGCGCACUGGGGAGGGGCGAAAAGAAGAAAGAAAAACAAAGACCUGAGAAUGAGAACGAAUGGAUUAAUGAAGAGAACAGUCACAGAAUGGAGAUCUUGAUGUCAGCUCUUGACAGACUAACAGAUGUUGGAGGUUGCAGUGCAUGCUGGGAGAAAAAAAGAGAAGAAUGGAAAAUGAUAUAUUUUGUAAAUGGUUCAAGAGAGUGGAUUUUAAAAAUGGGAAUAACGCUAUCGACUUGGACAGAUGUACGAAUGUUUGAGGGGCAGUGCAUGGUGGGAUACAUGGGAAAAACUGAGAAAAGAAUGGAGAAACGAAGAGGAAAUUUGGAAAUGGUUAAACAGCUUGGAAUUAAGACUAUCAACUCGUCUUGGCAUCUUUUGCACAUCAGAAUCUAUUUGCUUUAAAAUACAAAUAUAAAGAAAUAAAUUGGUAAAAAUGGCUAUAGAUAAUUAUCUAUUAAACUAUUAGAUCGCACAUCUUUUUCUGGAAAAAAAGAUGUGUUCUUAUGCACUGAUGAAUCCCAAACUGACUGGAAAUUGUGAUAUAAUAAGAAUUAAAUCUUGCCUCCAGGUGGGAACUGUGCAAUGCACUGUGGGAUUUGUAGUUCUCUAUUUUUAUGGAACACUUAAAAAAGGAAACAGAGGGACUUUGACUCCCAGGAUGUUGUGGAGCAAGACAAUGAAAGUAUUCAGCAGAAAGACUAAACGGGAGAAAAUUAUUCCUCAUUACACAGACUGGUCUUCGAAUGCAACUCUUGGGGGUUUUCUUGGGGGAAAUUGAAGUGUGUUCAAUUUCAAUGUUCAAAAUCUUGUUUUUUUGAACAUUAUCAAAAGGAACGGUACAUUAGUUUCUCACCUUUUGGGUACUUUUGAGAAUUGGAGUCUCUCCACAUUAAGUUCUCUAACUACCAACUGGAAAAACAUGGUGGAGUAUCUUUGUUGUCCAGUCACACUGGAACUGUCUGUUUGAACACUGAAAAUAAAUUAUUUAUGUUAUAGUAUCUUUAAAACAAAGCACUAACGGGUAGAAAUGUCUUAUUUUGUACUAAGUGUAAAAGAACAAAUGUGUAAACUCUUGACUGAAGGUGCAUAUAUUUUAGAAUAUCUCAAUCCUCCUCUUCCUCCUCAUCUUCCUCCUCCUCACAGUGGUUUCAUUGCUACUAGUAUGUUGAACUUUUAAAAAAAAAUUCCUGUUAUAGUUUACAUUUUACAAGCAGGUGAGCAUGUAUCCCCUAGCUCAUGUGUGGCCUAUAUAUAGAUUACAGUCACAUAAUCAAUAUGAAUUAUUUUGGUUUAUUUUGCAUUCACAGCCUGUGGUCAGUAGGUAGGACAAUGGAUUCUGGUUUCUUUUUUGCUACAUAUUUCUUCCUCCUCAGUCCAUUGAACGUGAAAUCAAUUACAAUGCUGGAUGUGUUGUCACGUUUUGGGCCGAAUGCUUUCUUUUUGUUUGUUUUUGCUGUGAUUCAGCUCAGAUGAAGAUGGAAACAUCAGUUUAUCGAGUUCUGAAAUUCACUGAGAGACUAUGAAUAUAGCAAGUUCUUAAUCUGAUCCUGAAACACAUUCAGUCAAAACUUGUAUUUCAGUUAUAAUUUGAAAAUAAAUGCACACAAUUUAAAAAUUUAUUUCACAAACGCAAAUUGCCAAGUUAAUGCUGGACUCAUUGCCGAACUCUCCACUGUGUUUCCUGGAAAAAGAAAAAAGAUUGAAUGCACUCGCAUUUCACUGUCAGUCAAAGUUAUUGACAAAUGUUGGUUGACUGCUGGCUGCAGCCUUUGGCCCAAAUUUCAAAACUAUUUUCAUGAUGGAAGAGUAACUUGGCCGUUGGGCCUCUGUGUUCAUUGAGUUUGAAACUAGAGAAGUGCUCUAUAAGCUGUGGAAAACAUGGAAAUGAUAUGUGUCUGAUAUGUGUCAGAUACCCACAACUUGUCCAUUUCCACUAGUGAUGGAAAUAUGACAUUCAACAUGGCUGCUGCUAGUAUUGGCCAAACGACACAAAAAAACUGAUGCAGCUUUUUGUACAAGAAACAUAGGCCUAUAUACUGCCUAAUUUCUAGCAAAGAGAUUAGAAGUACAUUCCAAUAUUGCCUGAAAUAUAACUUCACAGUUCCAAGGACUGCAAUACAAAAGAUUAAGUGAAAGAUUAAGAAAUAUAAACAAAACCUAUUAAAUCAAAUGUUUUUUUAAAUAAAUUUUAAUGUGUAAAUUAAAUAUAUAUAAUAUGUGUAUAAAGGCAUACCUUUUACAUACACUGCAUGUUACAAUGUUGGCACUUUAGAUUAUUUAUAUACAGAGAAAUAUAUUUCAAUCUUUUAAUUAAUAUUAGUACUGUCUUAUUUCAAAAUGUUUUCUCUUUAACUACACUCUUCUAAUUAAAACAAGUGUUUGGAUGUUGUUGUUGCUGUUUUACUGUAAAUGAAACCUAAUUCAGUCACGUAUUAAUGUGAAUUCAAAUGGAGCCAUGUUUAUCAGACAAAACACUUCUUCUGGCUGUUAUUUGUAUUUCAAAUGCCAGCAAUUGCUUUCUUUCUUUUGAAACUUGGUUGCACAUAUUAAAUAGUCUCCAUUUAGUUGAUGUACUAAGAAAAGUGGGAUUUGUAUUCAUGUUAUAUGGGUAGCAUCAGGUUGCAGGUUAAAUCAAUAACUUAUUAGGUGCUAGCUGUAUCAAAUUUUGAUUGUUGAGCAAGAUUGCUUAAGUUCAGGAAUAUUCAUUUACCCAAGAAGUUUACAGUUUAAUCAUAAUUCUACAUGUGCACCACGCUAACAGUUAGUUAAAUAUUUAUGUCAAUAAUGCAUCUCUGCUGUACAAUAUUUGCAUUUCAUAAUUUUAAUUUCUAUGGCAGUUCCAAAUGUACAAAAUUAGAAAUGUUUAUGCUUACCACAUUUACAUAAUAAUACACCAAUUUAUUUUAAAAAGCAGCCCUUUUAGAGUUUUUACAAGUUUUUUAAAUAAGAAACUCUUUACCUGCAGAUAAUGCUCUUUCUAAGUGCCGAAUUAUUGGUCCAUAGAAGACGUUGAAAAUCAGGAGUUAGCUGCUGUAGCUGUAUUUCCAAAUAGCUUUUAAAAGCAUAUAAGUUUGUUACUGUUCACAUGAUCUGCAUAUCUAAGACCUAGUGAAUUAAAAUACGAUAUGAUAUCUUCUUGCAAUAGUAUUCAAUCUGCCUGCAGAGUGGGAAUAACUUGGAAUAAAAAUGGAGAUUGAUGUUUCUUAUGUUUUUUCCCCCAAGGAGACAGCAGCCAUCUUGGGACAAAAAUUCUGUUCUCUAGCAUUUAAUGCAUUCAGAUCCUCCUGUUGUAAGCAACACAAUUAUUUGCUUUUGUUUAUGAUUUCAGCUCUCAUUUUAAAUCUCAACUGAAUAAAAUAGGCUUAAUAUCACAGUAUUUCUCUAUUUAUUUAUUAAUUUUUUUGGCUCAGUCUGUAUACCUAUUAGAGAAGUGUGAGGUCUGCAAGGCCUCAGGAUAAAGGGUUUUAGUUCUAUGUGGGGCAUUGUCAGGGAGCCCUUCAGUGUUUAAUUAUCAGUCCAAUAAAUGCACUGCCCACCUGCUGCCACCCGCCCUCUCGAAAAAAAGUCAACCCUGAAACCCACAGCCGAACUGCAUCAUGGGAACUACCCGCAGCAGAACUGCACCGUGAGAACUAUUCAUAGUUCAUCAUAAAUGAUGAAAACAAGUUAAUUGUUUUCCUGUCUGAAUCCUGACAGUGUUUUUUUCUCUUUCAUGAUAUGACAUUACAGCUAAAUUGGUUCAAUUGCAUUGAUCAAUCACACGCAUGGUCAAAUGAGUGAUGCCAAAUGCACAAAUGCUAAUUUGAAAUAUAUUCAGCAUUUGACCUGAAUCUGAAAAGUCGGUGAGCUGGUUCUGUAAAGCAGUGUUGCACAGCCCAUGGUUCAGGGGAACCAAGGAACCGAUCACCUCUCUGAUUUAUCUCAUUAUUCAACCAAUCAGUGCCUGAUUCUCCCUCUAAUUCAACCAAUCACUGUCAGGUUCACCCCCUAAUGCAAUGAAUCACUGUCUGUUUUACCCAGCUGAGAUGAUUCUCUGUCCUGAUAUGAAUGUUUUAGAUGUUUAAAGAGGGCUGCAAAAACUGCAAGACUGUAGGCAUCCAGGGUCGAGGAUAUAGCUCAUUUCUACCCUCCUUGGCUUGUGUUUUGUUUUCAAGUUUACUUGGGGUGUUUUCAUAAAAAUGACUACCCUGGUAAUUGGUUUGGUCAGUACUGUGGAGUUGCUGAGCACUGUAAAAUCUACUGGCACACAUUGUCUGUGAAUGGUUUUCCUAAAAUGUUGAUUUGUCAAUGUUGUUCAACAGAGCCAUUAAAAUAUCUGUUUGUCAUAGUUAAUCUAA
Molecule: messenger RNA, 6245 nt
Organism: Anguilla rostrata (American eel)
Lineage: Eukaryota; Metazoa; Chordata; Actinopteri; Anguilliformes; Anguillidae
Product: protein Wnt-7b-like
Exons: 4
Coding region: 794-1843 (349 amino acids)
Biological process (GO): canonical Wnt signaling pathway; neuron differentiation; cell fate commitment
Cellular component (GO): extracellular region
Molecular function (GO): cytokine activity; frizzled binding
Source: RefSeq, a predicted model, not a curated record